UGAACGCAGCACUCUGGUUAGCAAACAGUGGGCGGAGUCUAAAUCAGGCUGGACGAAUUGUUCACGUUCACGUCGACACCUAAUCUGAGCUUGUUUGCAGCAGGAGACAUGAAGCUUUCUGCCAGAACAACAACAACAACUAGGAUGACUUGCUGGUUUUAGAUCCAUCGUCCUUGUUUCGUCGCUGUCAGAUCCAAAGUAACGGCCAUGAUGGACGCAGCUCCUGGAUGAAGUCAAUCAUGUCUGUCAGUGUUUUCCUGUCACUUUUCCUGGCGCUGCUGCUGUGUGGCCAGCGGGCUGCCUCGGGCUCCCGGAAUCUCCUGACUGGUGUCGGGUUAUCUGGAGGCUCCUCCGGUACCGCCUUAACCAUGAUGUCAGAAAACAGCAAUGAUGAGUGUGACCUUGUGAUGAACUACAACAUUACAGACCGCUGCGGAUUUGUGAAGAGGACUCCUGACUGUGACAUGCAGGAUGGCUUCUUGAACUACCUGGAUCUGGCCUUCUGCUUGUUACGGCCCAACCUCUAUCCUCUCACUAUCACUCUCUGUGUUGUAUGGCUCUUCUUCCUGUUUGUCAUUCUUGGACUCGCCGCUUCCAAGUUUUUUUGUCCCAACCUGUCAGCCAUCUCCUCCAGUCUCCACCUCACUCACAACGUGGCCGGCGUGACGUUUCUCGCUCUGGGUAACGGAGCUCCAGACAUCUUCAGUGCCAUGGCAGCGUUCUCCCAUCCGCACACUGCUGGCAUGGCUGUCGGAGCCCUGUUUGGAGCCGGUAUAUUUGUUACAACAGUUGUUGCAGGCAGCGUUGCUCUGGUAAAACCUUUCCCGGUGGCCUCCCGGCCGUUUCUGCGUGACGUUGUCUUCUACAUGUGUGCAGUAUUCUGGACUUUUCUCAUGCUCUACAGAGGAACCACGACUCUAGGAGAAACACUGGGUUACUUGGCGCUCUAUGUGAUCUACGUUCUGACCGUUAUUAUCAGUGCUUUCAUCUACAAUCGGCAAAAAAACUCAGUGAAUACGACGGUCCAGAGUGAUUCACCUUUUCCAGCAGAACUGAACUCAUCUGACUCCUCUGAUGAUGAUGACGAUGGGAUUCACUGUUUGAUAGACGAACCGGUCCAACAGGUUUAUGAGUCGGAGUACAGACCACUCCUGCCUUAUUCUGAGUCCACAAGUCACAUCCUGCUGAGCUCUUUGAACCCAGUGGACAACAGGAGGUGGAGACGGAAACCACUCAGCUGGAAAGUUUUUAAAGUACUCAAGUUUCCUCUGGAGGUGCUGCUGCUGCUCUGUAUCCCUGUGGUGGACCCCGACAAGGAGGACAGAAACUGGAAACGCCCGUUAAACUGCCUCCAUCUGAUCACCGCUCCUCUGGUGUGCCUGCUCUUCUUCCAGUCUGGAAAAUAUGGAAAUAAAAUGAUCCAGGAUCAGUUUCCUCUCUGGGGUCUGGUUCUUCUGCUGGGACUGUUUCUGGCUGCUAUCGUUUUCUGCACAACCACCAAUGAUCAUCCUCCCAAAUAUCACCCACUUUUUGCGCUGUUGGGUUUUGUAGUGAGUGCUGUGUUGAUCAGCGCAGCGGCCUCAGAGGUCGUCAGUCUUCUGCACAUGCUCGGUGUGGUUCUGAGUCUCAGCAACACGGUGCUGGGGUUGACUCUUCUGGCCUGGGGUAACAGCAUCGGAGACUGUUUUUCUGACAUCACCAUCGCUCAGCAGGGCUACCCACGCAUGGCCAUAUCUGCCUGCUUUGGAGGCAUCAUUUUCAACAUGCUGUUGGGAGUGGGUUUGGGAUGUGUUGGGCAGAUGAUUCAAACAAAGUCUAACGUGCAGUUUGAAACGGAGGGACUGUUGACGUGGAUCCUAGCAGCAUCCCUGGGCUUGUCCUUGGCUCUGUCUUUCAUCAUCGUCCCACUCAACAACUUCCAGUUAGGUCGCAAAUAUGGGAUCUUCCUCCUCGUCUUCUACAUCAUAUUCCUCGUUAUUGCUCUUCUCGCGGAGUUUCAGAUAAUCCACACCUGACCGACCAUCCGGACCUUCAACCACUCAGAACAGUAUUUUACUGUGAUUAAGAAACAAACACUGGAAAAGUCUUCUCCUGCACCAAAUAAUCCACCAUUGAGACAUUUUUUUAUUUAUGUAGAAUUUGUUUUUACACCUUUAAGUGUCAAAUUAACAGAAAGCUGACUUUUCUGCUCAGGGAGGACUGAAACCAAUCACCGUGCCUUCACCCCUCAUUUCUGGCAUUACUGAGUCCUGAGAGACACAUGAUGUAGAAAUGUUUGGAUUUAAAUCUUGAUGUGCUUUAAAUCAAAAAUAUUUAAAUUUUAAAAAGCUGUGAAAUUUGGAACAAUGAUAUUUUUUUAUAUAAUCAUCAGCAUUUUUACAAAGCAAAUACAACACGUGCCUUUGACUAUUAGAAUAGUUUAUUAAAACCUUCUCGUGUUACAGAAUGAGAAGUCAUAUGUAAAAUACUCAGUCUGCUGAGACCACUAGGAGAAACUUUACACUGUAAAUUUGCUGGAAUGAGC
Molecule: messenger RNA, 2524 nt
Organism: Nothobranchius furzeri (turquoise killifish)
Lineage: Eukaryota; Metazoa; Chordata; Actinopteri; Cyprinodontiformes; Nothobranchiidae
Gene: slc8b1
Product: solute carrier family 8 member B1
Biological process (GO): intracellular calcium ion homeostasis; calcium export from the mitochondrion
Cellular component (GO): membrane
Molecular function (GO): calcium:sodium antiporter activity
Source: RefSeq, a predicted model, not a curated record